AUGAAGUUCCUCGCCGCCGUCGCUGCUACCAUCGGUGUUGUUGCCGCAUCGGAUUUUGGUAGCUGGUCUCUAUACUGCGGCUCUUCCUGCUCAGGUGGCACUCUCAUCAACACCGGAUCCCUGGAUACGAAUACGAUCACCACCUGCACCAACUUAGGCGCUACCUACGACUACUGCCACCUUGAAGUGGAGAAAUACCCCAACUUGUACCGGGCUACCGUCGCUCCCUCAGCAGAUUGUACCUCAUAUUCAACAUCCAAUAUUAUUAGUGCUGGAGGGUGCUCGCCUGCCGGAAACUGGCAAUAUUAUCGGAUUUAUUACACUGCUUAG
Molecule: messenger RNA, 330 nt
Organism: Talaromyces proteolyticus
Lineage: Eukaryota; Fungi; Ascomycota; Eurotiomycetes; Eurotiales; Trichocomaceae
Exons: 2
Coding region: 1-330 (109 amino acids)
Source: RefSeq, a predicted model, not a curated record